AGCAUAAGACUACUCCUCUCACGUUUCUUCUUAGUUCUCUCACAAGUCACAACUAGAGUGUGAGGGCAAGGUCAAGAAGGAGUUUGUUGUCUUUUCUCUAUUAUUUGUUUUUCUUUCUCUUGGACAAUAGAUUAAUUCUGAGGGAAGUGCAAUGGAGAGAAGGCAGGACUACAAAGGAAAUAAUAUUUCUGAAGAGACUACUCUUGAUUGGAGAGGCAAACCUUCAAACUCCUUGAAACAUGGAGGAAUGAAAGCUGCUGCUUUUGUUCUUGGGGUUCAAGGAUUUGAGAUAAUGGCAAUAGCAGCAGUUGGGAAUAAUCUCAUAACAUAUGUGAUAAAUGAGAUGCACUUUUCAUUAUCAAAAUCUGCAAACGUAGUGACAAACUUUAUUGGGACAGUUUUUCUUCUUGCACUGCUUGGAGGUUACCUCUCCGACUCUUAUCUUGGUUGCUUCUGGACCAUGCUCAUCUUUGGCUUUGUCGAACUUUCGGGCUUCAUACUACUGUCAGUCCAAGCCCACCUGCCACAGCUAAAGCCACCAAAUUGCAAUAUGCUAACUGAUGGAGAGCAUUGUGUGGAGGCAAAGGGUUUAAAAGCUUUAAUAUUUUUUACAGCACUGUAUUUGGUGGCAUUAGGGAGUGGUUGUGUGAAGCCAAACAUGAUAGCUCAUGGUGCUGACCAAUUUAAUUACCAAGACAAUCCAAAGCAGACCAAACAACUUUCCAGAUAUUUCAAUGCUGCAUAUUUUGCCUUCUCCAUGGGCGAACUCAUUGCUCUUACUGUUCUGGUUUGGGUCCAAACACGUUCUGGAAUGGACCUUGGCUUUGGAAUCUCUGCUGCUGCCAUGGCUAUGGGAUUAAUCAGCUUAGUUGGUGGUACACUUUUUUACAGAAACAAACCUCCUCAAGGAAGUAUCUUCACUCCUAUGGCACAGGUGUUUAUGGCUGCUUUUUCAAAGAGAAAAGAAGUCUGUCCAUCUGAUGCACGAGUACUUCACGGGAGCCACUCAAUCAAGGGUCCUAACAGCAAUGCCACCAUAUCUGAUGAUAUGGGCAUUCUUCAUCACACCAAUCAAUUCAGGUUCUUGGACAAAGCUUGCAUCAAAGUGCAAGAUGGAAAUAGCACAAAGGAGAGUCCAUGGAAACUUUGCACAGUAACCCAAGUGGAACAAGUCAAGAUCCUUAUUUCAGUUAUUCCUAUCUUUGCUUGUACUAUAGUUUUCAACACCAUCUUAGCCCAACUUCAAACUUUUUCAGUCCAACAAGGAAGUUCUAUGAACACUAAGCUGACCAAAAGCUUCCACAUCCCUCCAGCUUCCCUUCAAGCAAUUCCCUACAUAAUUCUAAUCUUCUUAGUCCCUCUAUAUGACACAUUCUUUGUCCCUUUUGCCCGAAAAAUCACCGGUCAUGACUCCGGUGUGACACCGUUGCAACGUAUAGGUCUCGGCCUAUUCGUUGCAACUUUCUCCAUGGUAUCAGCAGCUCUGAUGGAAUAUAAAAGGAGGAACGCUGCAGUGAACUUCGACAAGACACUAUCAAUUUUUUGGAUCACCCCUCAGUUCUUGAUUUUCGGGGUAUCUGAAAUGUUCACUGCAGUUGGCCUCAUUGAGUUCUUCUACAAACAGUCUGUAAAAGGGAUGCAAUCAUUUUUAACAGCCAUUACUUAUUGCUCAUACUCAUUUGGUUUUUACUUAAGCUCGGUACUUGUUUCACUUGUGAAUAAGAUCACUUCAAACUCCUCUCAUGGUGGCUGGCUCAGUGACAACAAUCUCAACAAAGACAGGCUUGAUCUUUUCUAUUGGUUACUAGCAGUGCUGAGCUUCCUCAACUUCUUCAACUAUCUGUUCUGGGCUAGAUGGUAUUCGCGAAAUCGAUCAUCCUCAUCAUCAGCCACAAUACAACAUGAUUUUAUUUCAAAAGUCGCUGGAGAUGAUAGUAUAGCUUAAAAGUUACAGUAUGUAAUUCUAAGGGAAUAUUUUAGUUUCUCCAAAUUCCAUAAGUUCUUGGAUUAAUAAGUAUAGAGAAAUUAAAUUUAAAAGAAUGUUCAUGGCCAUGGCCUGGCUCUAUUUUUAUGGAAUUGCUAUACAUCAGUGAAAAUGUAUAGCAGAUACCACCGGUGAUAGAUAAUACUCCUUCCGUUUCAAUUUA
Nicotiana attenuata is the source of this 2147-nucleotide messenger RNA. RefSeq names its product protein NRT1/ PTR FAMILY 4.3-like. Gene Ontology annotation, biological process: transmembrane transport. The transcript is spliced from 5 exons. The coding region runs from base 152 to 1945 and encodes 597 amino acids. NCBI's taxonomy places the organism in Eukaryota, Viridiplantae, Streptophyta, Magnoliopsida, Solanales, Solanaceae. The record is from RefSeq and is a predicted model, not a curated record. Gene Ontology annotation, cellular component: membrane. Gene Ontology annotation, molecular function: transmembrane transporter activity.